AUGGUGGGCAAGAAUGAAGUCGCUGAAGAGGAGAAGAAGGGUGACUAUGUCAGUCACUUGUGGUACUUCCAGUGGUUUUGCACCUACAGCCUGUUCAUUUUCAUGUUAGGCAUGUACGUUGGCUACAAGUACCGGGUUCGGCUUAGCAUUUUGGCUCGCACUGUCACACGCUUUUUCAAGCAAGAACUCGACAUGGAGAUGAGAAGACAGAAUGAUGAAAGAAUGUUCAGAGAAGGCAUUCUACAGGAAGCCCGUGCACAAGAAGUCCGAGAUCGAAGGAGUGGAAGAGACUUGCUUUUGAGGGCUCAGAUGUGGUCUGCUGCAGGUGGGGAAUGGCGAUAUGAAGGACGCACGAUCUUUCCAGACAACCCACUUCGACCUGCAGUACCUGACCGGCAACUUGAAGUUGAAUUGCAGAAUGAGACAAGAACUGAGCCAAGUGAAAGCCAAGAACAAGAUGCAGACUAUGAGUGGAUUGGUGAAUGGACGACCGAUUGGGAUCCUGUGCUCCAACGCAUGAGGGAGUAUCGAGUCCUGGCAGGAUCUGAAGAAGCAGAGAGUGGUGAAGAAUACUUCACAGGAAAUGAGACGACAGGGCUCUACAGACGAUAUAGACCAACAAGGUCUGAAAGAGAAGCACCGCAAAGUGGAACAGAGCAAGAAAACCCCAUCAAUGAUGAGAGCCAGAACAUGGAUGUGGACAUGGAAGAGAAUGAUGGAAGAACACACCCAGGAGGAGUAUGGUCAGACUAUGACCGACGUGAGCCACCAAAUGAUGCUAAUUGGGACGACAUGGAGACCAUCUACAAGUACUUGCCACCAGACGAAGAACGAAGAGGACGAAAAGUCCAAGAAGCUGGAAUUUUUCCAGAGAGCUUGUUGAAAGAAUUCCUCCAAGCUCGAAUCUCCCAGAUUCAUGGAAGCAAUGACCCACAAGCAGCAUUCGACCACGUGUUCAAAUGGAAUGCUGAAGAGAAGAAACAUUUUGCCAAUUUCGCCAUCAUGGUGAUGAGUGGGCAAUGGGAGUUGAAUUGGGACGAGCACUUGAGGCGCUACGUCGAAGAAGGAAAACGCAUUUGCUACUGCUUAACCACGACUACCACGACUACCACGACCACCACCACUACAGCUGCCGACGGCGUUUGGGAGUUCAGCCCGGAUCCAGGAACCUGCGAUGAUGUAUGCGGAGUCGACAACUGCGAUACCCAAAAGCAGGAACAACUUCAAGGAGCAGAUUUGGUGGCUGUGUCUACAAGCUUGGGCUCGCCGUGCACUCUUGACCCUGGUGUUAACUGGGCAGCUGCCCCUAUGUGGCGGGAGGGCACGUGCUUCCCUUAUGGGGGAGCGCCGGGCAACACCGCAUGUUCUGCCACAUCCACAUUCAAUCAGGGAAAGCGCAUUUGCUACUGUGUGACCACGACUACUACGGCAGCUGCCAGGGCUAGCACCACGACGGCGCCGAUCGUGUCUUUGGCAAUCAGUUAUGGUUCUUCCUCCAGAGCGAGCACCGCAACAGGCACAUUUCCUACCAGUGGAUGGCAGCUGAGUGCUCCAGGGGGCACCUGCGAUGAUGUGUGUGGAGUUGACCUUUGCGACAAGAAUGCCAUGGCCAGAGUGAAUGACGAUGCCACGGUGGCAUCAGUGUUGAGCAGUCUAGGAAAAACAUGCUCGACAUUUCUUGGGAGGAGCUCUGCAGGGGCUCCUUUCUUUAAAGGUCCAGAGCUUUGCACUUACUACGAUGGUGCAAGCCCAGCGGGGAUCGAUUGCUCAGACACCACCAAUCCUGGCCAUGAAGCUUUGUGCUACUGCAAGACCUCGCUGAUCCAGAUCGAGGAAGACGAGCACGUUGCUGACGAUAGCUCGAGCGAAGAAGACGACUUCCGCUUCCCCCCCCCCGAAGGAUUUCAACUUGUGCCAGUCUCUGCUGACAGCUCGCAGAUGGAUGCCGCGCCCUUCUCCAAGAUCGUCCGCUUUGAAGCCAGCUGCGCCAACCCAACGGCAUGCUAUGACAUUUACCGGUUUGGGGGAUGUGUUGCGCCCGGUGCACUUGGUGCAGCCACAGACCGGGUGUACUGGGGAGUAGUGACCCCGGACCGUGAUCGCCCAACCGUUCGUUGGAGGGAGCAGGAUCCUUCACCAGUUCCUUUAGCAGGACACACUGUGGUGGUGGCUGACCCAACCUCUGCAAUUGUUCUUGGUGGCCAGAGCUCCUGUUCUGAAGAUGCUACCUACCUGGACUUGACUUUUUUGUGGAGGAGGGCAGACGCAGGAUGGGUUAGCUUGCCUGCCAUCCCAGAGCCUUGCGGUCUGUCCUUUCACACCGCGAACUAUUUCAACGAUGCCGGCAACGUUGGGAUGGUGGUCUUGGGUGGUCGUCGUGGAACAUCUGGGAGCGCCUGCAGCGAUCCGACGGCUCCAAGAGUUUCGAACAAGGCAUGGUGGUUCGACCUUAACGGAUAUGUUUGGACGGAGAAAGAGACGGAAGGAUGGCUUGGUGUAUGGGGGCACGCGAGCGCCGUAGUGAAUCCAACUGCGGCUGGGCCUAAUCGGCUGUUUGUCCAUGGUGGCCGCACGGAGGAUGGAUGGUUAAGUCGUGUCUUGCGCUACUCUCCUCUUGCUGGCAUCUCGACACCCGGCACACCGUUAUUGCUGGAAAUGCUGUCAGACACAAGCCCCGAGCGGAUGUUUCACACUAUGCUGCCUUUCGCAACAGGGAGUUUAAAGUUGGCGGGAGGGGCGCGUCCACUAGAAGAUGUGUGGAAGCCUGACUACGCUUACUACCGCACGUACACCGCCUUGGCUACCAAGCAGAUUUCCACGGGGACUGUGUCGUGGAAUGGUGGUCUCCCCUAUCCCGAAACAACUGGUGUGUGGGGACAAGCAGGGUUGUCGUACAUCAGACGAAGCGCCAGCUCCGGUACCAGCUUCGGCAACGUGUUCAUGAUACUUGGAGGUUGCAUUGGAGAAUUCUGCGGCCUCACCAAUGCCCUCUAUUUGUACCGAAAUGCGUGUCAAGCCGCUCUAGUGACUCCAGUGCUUUUGUCACUGCUUGGCGCCUUAAGCUGGCCUGCUUUUGACUUUUGA
Messenger RNA from Durusdinium trenchii, 3084 nucleotides. The record is from the annotation of a GenBank genome assembly. NCBI's taxonomy places the organism in Eukaryota, Dinophyceae, Suessiales, Symbiodiniaceae.